AUGGCGAGCUCCUCUUCCUCCGGGUCAAGCCUCCAAGCUUUUGAGUCUUUACUCUCUACGACCAUUCUCGCUCCGAGACUUUCCGGCUCUAAAGUUCAAGAACUGACCAAACUCUCAAAUCAGCUCGCAAAUCAAGACUCACAAUUGGUCACAGCUUUCUACAAAUUGAACAAGGGUUUACCUCCUUGUUCACAAGCUCGAAUCUCAAGUCUUUAUGUGUUUGACGCUAUCGCCCGUGAGGCACGCAAGAAUGUUGACAAGGCUGGAAAGGGACGUCCGGUUGGAUUGUUGGUCAAAAUGGAAGGCGUUGUGGAUAGUUGGGUAGAGGGAAUGUUACAAGAUGGAAAAGGGGGAGUAUGGGCGGAAGGUCGAGAAAAGACUCGAAAGAUAAUCGAUAUCUGGAGCAAAACCACUACUUUUCCUCAACCGACUUUGGAAAGAUUAUCAGUCAAGAUACUCAAAGCUCAACCUAGAUCAACCACCCCUAAUUACCCUCCACCUCCACCCAUGUCACCCGCCUUACCCCCGUUACCGCCUUUGGAAGGAAACACAGGUACAGAAAAUGGUACAGGUCAAGGGGACAUAAUUGGUGCAGAUACAAAAUCACCAAACACAAAACCCGGGUCUUUACCACCUGAAAUCCGGAAAUUAUUAGGGAUAUCAGAACCGGUUCCUGAUUCUACACAACAACCUUCCGGGAAAACAGUAGACAUAGCUACUUUACUCGCAAAUGUCGGAAACCUCCCUGAUUCUGUCCUUUCUCCCGAUCCGACCCCCAUCAUCGCUUCUCAUCAACCAUCACUCGUUCCUCCAAAUCGACCUCCUACCUCCUCGGUAAACCAGAAUGCCUCCAAUAGAGAAAUACCACCAUCUCACAUAACCGGAUUGACAGGUCUUAACCUCGAUCCUGCCCAAUUAGCAGAAUUAUCAAAAUUAGCUUCUACUUCUUUCCCUACUCGUCCACCUUUACCUCCACACAACCACGUUCCUCCCUCUGGUCAUGUUUCUGGUCCUCCGUCUUUCUCUGGUGCUCCAGAGAAUGGAUUACCUCCAAACCCGAUUCGGUAUAGUUUACAAAAUCCUAUUAACAACCCACCUUUUCCAGGAUCACCCCCUAGGUCAUUCCCGCCACAUCAUUCACCUCCUUCUCAUUUCCCUGGUUUACCUGGAAAUUUAGGUAUACCAAGUCAAAAUUCCCCUUCUAAAUUCGGUCCAUCUCAUUCGGUUGGGAAUCCUCCUUUUUCUCCACCGAGGAAUAUGUAUCCUACUCGGUUUCCUGAAGGUCUUACUUCCCGAUCACCACCGAGAUGGGAAAGAGAUGGUCGUGGGAUGACAAGACAGAGAGACGAGUUUUCUUUACCUCCACAUGAGAGGAACCAGGGGGUCUCACAUGGGAGAAAUCAAAGACCUCCACCACCUCGGGAUAGAAGAGGUAAAGAUUUUCCUAGAGAACGUGGGAGUGGAUGGGGAGAGAGGGGAAGAGGAAGAGGUGGUGGUGGUGGUGGUCAGAGACAUGGAAGAGAUAGCCGGGAUAUCUCUUCUUCGGGAGGAUUGAGAAGUCCUAGUCCUGAUCGUUUACGAUCAGAAUUCCGAACAACGGAAUAUCCUGACUCCCUGGGAGAUGAAGGAAGGGUAAUUGAUACGGUGAGUAGAGAAGGAAGAGUUGGGAGAGUGGUACCUAUCGUCCAAGAAGGAAAAGAUGAGUUCGGAAGAGAUUUACCAACUCCUCAAAUGGACGAUAAAGAAAAGAAUGAACAGAAAGAGGAAGAAGGUGGAGAGGAAGAUAUGGCUUUAGAUGAUGAAGAUGAAGAUGUUACACCAAGAAAUAUAAUGAAUCAUCAAGUGAACACUCCCAAUGCGUCUUUACGGAAAAGUGUAGAGGAUGAAAGAAGAUUUAAUUCCGAAGGUAAUCAAGAUCACUCUGGAGUAAAUAAACAGAGAGAAGAUUGGGGAGAACAAGGUCAAAAUGAAUGGAAUGGACAAAUUGGACGACAAGAAUGGACCACACAACCUCCUGUCGACAGUCAAGAUGUACAAAACCAAUGGAUCGAACAAAGUGAUCAAAGUGGAGCAAACCCAUUUCAAGAAUCUUACCCUGCUGCUGCUGUCUCUGCGAUGAACGGAAUGAGUGGAUCAGAAAAGUUUGACUUCGAUUUCUCAACAUUUAAUCCUGCUUCACCUGAUUCGUGGAUCGCUUUAGGUAUAGCUUUCGAACGUACUACAGGUAGACAACCUGAUCAAUUAGAAUUGAUGCAGGUCUUAUCGGGAGAUAUGUCCGUAUUAGGAUCAGGAGGGAUGAAUAUGAGUGGAUCGAUGGGAUGAGGUAGUAUAGGUUGUACAUUUCAACUGGUAGGCUCAGCUUAAGGGAGGAUUUAUUUGUGGAUGAUGGAUGAAGAUGAUAUUCUCUCAUGUUAGUACAUACAUGCAUUCAUGUUUUGUC
This is a messenger RNA of Tremella mesenterica DSM 1558, 2440 nucleotides long. RefSeq lists its product as uncharacterized. The record is from RefSeq and is a predicted model, not a curated record. The coding region runs from base 1 to 2322 and encodes 773 amino acids. NCBI's taxonomy places the organism in Eukaryota, Fungi, Basidiomycota, Tremellomycetes, Tremellales, Tremellaceae. The transcript is spliced from 5 exons.